This is a messenger RNA of Branchiostoma floridae (Florida lancelet), 651 nucleotides long. RefSeq lists its product as uncharacterized. The transcript is spliced from 4 exons. The record is from RefSeq and is a predicted model, not a curated record. Lineage: Eukaryota; Metazoa; Chordata; Leptocardii; Amphioxiformes; Branchiostomatidae. The coding region runs from base 68 to 508 and encodes 146 amino acids.
UUGCAAUUCGGUGUACAGAAAGGUUCGCUACUGGUUUGGAAGAAGUACGCGGAAUCAGCAUCUCACAAUGAAGGAAGGGUACGUGGUCGGGGAGGAGUCCCGGAACAGUGGCGGGUGUUCCCCGUUGCUGAAGGGCAUCAUCAUCGGCGGUCUCACCGCCAGUGUCGUGGUCGGCUUGGCCUUCUUCCUCGUCACUCUCACCAAGGCUGAGUACAGCACCGAGAAGGAUGUGUCCUGCAUCCGGGACGAGAUGAAGGAGAUGUGCUGCCGCAUCUCGGCUCUGGAGAAGAUCGCUAAGGACUGGGAGUGCGAGUGUGAGAAAAUGAAGCAGAAGUUAGCGGAGGCAGAGCAGGAGGACUGUGACAAGGCUGAGCAGCAGCAGCAGGAGCUGGAGGCCACGGCAGCCGCAGCCUCGGAGGCGGCAGAGACGGUGGCACGGGCAAAGAGGGCCGCUCUCACUCUCGAGAAACUGUUUGAUCUUCCUAACAACUUGGUGGAGGUGAACUAGGUCAUCAAAGGGCCGAGACCCCUCGGACCUACCCGGCUGACAACCGUCAAACAGAGCGGGUGAAGGACAAGUGAAGAGACGAAAGUCAGGUAGCCAGCGAGAAAGGAAAUAAAAUUGUAGGAAGAGGUUUUUGCCGUACGACA